Messenger RNA from Cygnus atratus (black swan), 7022 nucleotides. It is a transcript of the gene ANTXRL, whose product is annotated as ANTXR like. The transcript is spliced from 18 exons. Lineage: Eukaryota; Metazoa; Chordata; Aves; Anseriformes; Anatidae. The coding region runs from base 430 to 2103 and encodes 557 amino acids. Gene Ontology annotation, molecular function: signaling receptor activity. Gene Ontology annotation, cellular component: membrane. The record is from RefSeq and is a predicted model, not a curated record.
GCUCGGUAUCCCGGAACAGGAAAGUCCCGGUUCAGCUUUCCCCCAUAAGAUCCUGUCUCCCCCCGCUGCUCCCCUCCCUCUGCCCCUUCCUGCUGCCGGCCCUUGCGCGGGGAGCCGCUCUGCGCCCUGCGGGACCGGGGCUGAGCCGCUGGGGGCAGGCGCCGGGGCAUGGGGACGGGGCUCUGGGGACUCUCCGGCUGGGCUCAGCCCCCAGCCCUGAGCCAGCCCUGAGCCAGCGGGCAGGGCUGUCCGGAGCCCGCGGGGCUGAGCUGAGAUCUUGAAGUUAGUGGUGGUGAGGUUGUUUUUUGUGGUUUUUAUUUUUUUUUCUUUUUAUUUUUUUUUUCUCCUCCCUUGGCGCUUCCGAAGAGACUGUAAGGUCGGCAGCCAGAGGGAGACUGGGGGAGGAGGAAGAAUUAAGGAAGGGAAAAGAUGGCGAGUUGCAGGAGCGGCGUGGAGAAAGCAGCGUUUUUGUGCUGCUUCUUGCUGGCGAGCGGGAGCCUAACCUCCUGCGCCCGGCCCGAGGAGGAAGAAGAGCAAGAAGAGCAGCGCUCCUGUCACGGUGCCUUUGAUCUCUACUUCAUUCUGGACAAAUCUGGAAGUGUCAGAAAUCAUUGGACAGAGAUUUACUCUUUUGUGGAAAGCCUGGCGGAGAAGUUUAUAAGUCCAAUGCUGCGCAUGUCUUUCAUCGUUUUUUCUUCACGAGGCACUACAAUCAUGAAAUUAACAGAAAACAGGGAAGCCAUAAGACGAGGACUUGAAAUUCUUCAGUAUGAAGUGCCUGGAGGAGACACCUUCAUGCAUGAAGGAUUUAAAAGGGCAAAUGAGCAGAUUUACCAUGAAACCUAUGGAGGAGUUCGGACUGCUAGUGUGAUUAUUGCUCUGACGGAUGGAGAGUUGCAAGAUGUUCAGUUUUAUUAUGCAGAACAAGAAGCCAACAGAGCCAGAAGCUUUGGAGCUAUUGUUUAUUGUGUUGGAGUGAAAGACUUCAAUGAAACUCAGCUGUCAACAAUUGCUGACAGCAUCGAUCAUGUUUUUCCAGUUACGGGAGGCUUUUAUGCCCUUAGAGGAACCAUUGAUUCAAUUCUCAAGAAAUCUUGCAUUGAGAUCCUAGCAGCUGAGCCAUCCAGUGUUUGUGCAGGAGAAUCCUUUCAAGUUGUGGUAAGAGGCAAUGGUUUUUAUCAUGCAAGAAAUAUCGACCAGGUACUCUGCAGCUUCAAGCUCAACGACAGCCUUACUAUCAAUGAAAAGCCAACCCUCGUUCAUGAUACUUACCUGCUUUGCCCUGCACCAGUGAUAGAAGAUGCUGGACAGGUGGUUUUCCUACAAGUCAGCAUGAACAACGGGCUAACGUUCAUCUCCAGCUCUGUCAGCAUCACCAGCACACAGUGUCUGACUGGAACCAUCCUUUUCAUUGCUCUGCUGAUUCUCUUUCUGCUGCUGGCUCUGGCUCUUCUUUGGUGGUUCUGGCCCCUUUGCUGCACAGUGGUGAUCAAGGAGCCACCUCCACCACCACCUCCAGAGCCUGAAUCAGAUGAUGAAGAUGGAUUGCCAAAGAAAAAGUGGCCAACCGUGGAUGCAUCUUAUUACGGAGGCCGAGGUGUUGGUGGAAUUAAGAGGAUGGAGGUGCGGUGGGGAGACAAAGGAUCAACAGAGGAAGGAGCAAAACUGGAGAAACCCAAAAAUGCUAUUAUUAAGCUGCCAGAGCAGGAGUAUGAGCCAUGGGAACCCAAGCCAAAAAAGCCCCACGUUAGAAAACCGCCUUCUCAGCGGAAGUGGUACACUCCAAUCAAGGGCAAACUUGAUGCACUAUGGGCUUUGGUUCGACGUGGCUAUGAUCAAGUCUCUCUUAUGAGACCACAGCCAGGGGAUAAGGGAAGAUGCAUGAACUUCACUCGGGUGAAAUCAGAUGGGACCUCUGCCCCUUACAGCCCACCGCCAAAGCUGCCGCGACGUGACGAUGUUCCUCUCAACUACGCUCCGAGAAGCCCUUCUCCUCCCGUGUCUCUGCAGCCCCCUUCCAGGCAGCCACCUCCCGGACCACCCCCAUCCCGAGCCCCUCCUGGACCUCCUCCUUCACGGCCACCUCCACAGCCCAUGGCUUAGUACAGCAAAAUCCUGAUCGACAAAAUAUGUCUCUUUGCUGAAUGCGGCAUAUUUAUUGAGUAUUGGUUUACAGUUAAAGAUAUCAGAUUUUGUUGCUGGUCAGCAAAAAAAAAAAAAAAAAAAAAAAAAAGAAAAAAUUGCCAAGUGUCAAUUUUAGUGUAUGAAUAUAUUUAUACCACACGUGCUGAGUAAACAUUCAGUGGAUAGAUUCAGAGCUAUGGGGUACAGAAACAAACAAAAAGGAUCAUCUAGAUACAGUAGCAGCUUUUAUAUGUAUACGUUUGAAGAUCUAUUUACACAUGACAUUUGUCUGACUUGGUAUGUCAGAUCAUAUGUUAAUAACUUUAGCUGGAUACACGUGCAUCUGUUUUGAUAGCUGCCACCUGCAAGUUGGUUAAACAUAGUUCACUGAAGAAUUUGCUUUUUGUUUCCCAAACAGUACUGCAUCCAGAUGUUAAAAUGGAACAAUAAUUGCAAAUAUAAUUUCUGCCUUUAGUUCUGCAGGUGGAAUUUCCAUGAAAGUUUUUAUAAGGAGGCUAUAACAAUAAUAAAGUAAGAUAAGACUAUGUGCCAGUAAUCUCACGUAUAAGAGGGGUGUCUUUCUCCGGAAAAAUCAGUUUUGAGCCUGCCAUUUCUAGGUAUGUUUAGAUUUGAUUGCAUGGGAUAGUCACUUAAGGCCAGAUUUUGGUUCCAGAAGUCCAAACCCUGAGCAAGACCUGGGUUCAGCUUCAUCCAAGUUCAGAGGAAUUUUGAGAAGUAUUUUGGAUAGGUGUUUUGUUUUCACUUACAGAAAACACACUCCAAAAUGGAACAAAAAGGUGUAAUUUGAUCAUGAAUGCUACCAUAUGCAAACAGUAUGUCAUAUAAAUCAGGAGGGACUGAUUCCAUUGCUGGUUAAUCACUAAAAAUUUUCCUUUCAGGCUUACUGCCAAGCAGAACUGAAUCCUCUUGUGAUUCAGACAUAAAUAAAUCAGUAAAUAAGAAAUCAGUAAAUAAGUAGCUUUCUUUAGAUGGCCCAGAUCCCAAUAACAUGUAGCCUUGCAGUCUACCUGUGGUUGCGAGAGGCACGGUGUGGUGUGUUGGUGCUAGCUUUUUCCCCUCUCUCCAGUUUGACUGGAGGAUUUCCCAAGUGUUGACUGCUUGCCCUCAAUUCUGCGUGUCAUCAGAGAAGUGAUGGGGCACCUACACAGAGGUGGGAGUUUGACGCGGGACUGUGGGACAGCCCAUGCCUAGUGUGCAGUGUGGCAUCUGCGUGGGUUGUGCCUAGAUCAUUCCCUAGUAAUCAAAGUAACACCUGAGCUUGCUUUUCUCCACCAGUACCUAUCAUGUGGUAUUGGAGAGGGUGUCUGCAAAUCCCUAUGCUGGUUAGCUUAGUCAUUAACUGUGUAGUUAGGAUAUUUGUAGAAAUAAUGUGUAUGUUGCAUUAUGGCUCAGCAUAUACCUAUCUCUCUAUCUGUGCGUAGGUGUGGGUGUGUAGCACAUCACAUGAGUUAUUGGCAUAUAGAUCCAAGAUAAAACAAACUGUAUCAUGUAACUAUUCCAGAUUUAAUGGCCUCUUCAUGCAAUUUUUACAGACAUAUAACAUUGCACUGGUGCAAAUAGGAAUCAGGCUUACUAUUUCCAGUGGAAGUCCCACUUGCAGAACACCAUACCAAGCUCUCAUCGGUCUGUGCUGAUCACUGUGACAUGCCGUGUGUAUGCAGCUGAGGCUGUCAAAGUUAAACUCAGAAGAACCACAGAGCCUCUUUACUCCUCUUGCACUGCUCUGCUCUCUUGAGUUAUGCUCUUACCUCAUGUAUAUUGGUGCAGGUAGUGGAAUCACACUCAUGGGUGCCAGCUGGCCUUGGAACUGUUCCUAAUUUAGGCCUGAGCCAGCAAAACACUUCUGCAUGCAUUAAUAUGUCCUGCAGGUCAAGAGGAACAUCCUUAUGCCCAAGUAUUUUGCUGACCUGUGACUUCAUGAUCAGAAAGGAGAACUGGGAUGUACUCAAUGCUGUUCUCAUGUUUUUAGUCACUUGAAGAGGGUCUGCAUAAUUUGAUCUCUAAGAAUGGAUUUCUGUUCGGAGGAGAAGUGUGUGUAUGUAUGUAUGUGUCUGUGUGUGUGGGAAGUGUGUAGGUUUUUAAUGUUUGGUUUCUCUUCCUUUACAAAAAAUUGCUCAGAGAGCAGCACUCCUAUGAAUGGAAAGGCCUUCUGUAGCCAGUGCAACACAGUCAUCGUUUACUUAUCUCCAUUUCUUUCAGUUGAAAGGUGAAUCUAAAAUGUGUCCAAUUUUCUACUGCAGUUCUGGUGAAGCUCCACUUUUGACACCAGUGGAAGCAACUGGAUGACUCCAAUGAGAGUGUGGGAACCUGGAUGUGGGGGAAGGUGCUUUACAAGCAGAGAUCACUGGUUGAUGUUAUUUUUGUCCUAUGGAAGCCUAUGUGAAGUAAACUUGCUGGAUCUAAGAUGUGUUGUAAUAUGUACAUACAGUUGAACCUAAUAGCGUCUCACAUAUUAGCCACAAAUGUGGUUUAGAUGGGCAAUGGACAAUUAGCCACAAAUGCUAAUCAAGAAUUGAAAUGGCAGAGGGUGAUUAAAAAUAAUAAAUUCGCCCUGCCAGGGCAAAACACAGCCUUUGAGGGUUAUCUGCUUGUGGGAUUGGAGCAGACCACUGCUCUGUAGAUGCCAAGUCUCUUAUCAGCAGGUGAUGAUGGGAUUGUAAUAAUGGUGGAUCUCACAAGUUAUGUGAUACUGAAAGGGAAAAUUUGCUUACUGAUUUAGUAUCUGCUUAUCAAGUUGAACUAAUGGGUCAGGAGUAAAGUUCAGCUAAUGAAAAAGCCUGUAAGACAAAUUCUUUAUUCUCUUGCUCCUGUAAUAGAUCUUGAAGAGGGGUCAGAGUUGUCGCAGACUUGCACUGAUGUUAAUGUAGAAUUUAACUCGCUUUCAGUAAGAAUGGGGGUGUUGGCUUGGGGAGGACUCUCCACAAUCAAACUUCCAACAUGCCUGUCACUUGUAGUUCUGGAAAAUAUUCUCCUUUGCUACAAAUAGGCAGUCUUGCAGGUAUAAAUUACUUAUAAUUUCUUCAUAAUGUGCAAGUGCAGCAAGAAUAGGAGUGAUUUGGUGAUUCCAGGUGAUCAGAUCUCUGUAUUAUAAAGCAGAAAGCACCAUGAAAUUGAAAAUUAGGUUUAGCGUAAAUGGAGUUCCCAGCAUCUUCACUAUAUAAAAUUUAAGUGUGUGGUGAAUAACUCAAAGUUUUUGGUGCCCCCCACCAGCUUCUAUGAUGGCAGCACUGCAGGUUUAGAUGAUAGUUUGCUGGUAAUGUCGGAAGAAGAGAAAGUGAAUCUGGCUGAAUCGCCUUUGAAAUGUUAAUAUACCACACUGGCUACAUUAAGGCCUUUUGGCUUUGUAGAAAUGUGCCCGUUUGCAGUGGUCUCAGGCACUAUAACAAUGCAGUACGAGAAAAUGGUUGUUAUUUUAUUGAGCUUGAUCCUUACCUGGUGUAAGUUAACGUAGGUCAACUGAAGUCAAGGCAGUAAUACUGGUGUCUAUCAGCUGAGAGCUGGCUCAAAUAAGAGAAGGAACAAAAUCCUUCUAACUGGCUUGAGAUUUAACUAUGUUUGUUUUGAUAUGCAUGUAUAUCAGUUGUGAUUACAGUACUUACACUGCUAAGAAAUGUUCUCAUGUGGGAUGAUUCCCCUGUAUUUUCCAGCUCAUAGCAUCAUUUGAAACUUAAUGAAAAGUGAGUAUCUAAUGCUUCCCCUCAUCCAAGAGAAAAAUGUGGAUUUGAGGGACCUUUGGCUCACACUUAGCACAGAUGUGAAGUGACACAAGGUGCAAAGCAGUGGGGAGGGAAACCCCAAGUGUUUAAAGCUGAUACAGAACCACAUUGAUCAAAGCAUAUUUAUGGCCAUCUUUUAACCUCAGUGCAUGCAUUGCCAUCUGUGGGAGUAGCCUGCAGAGCAGACAGUCCUAAAUGUAAAAAGGAAAAAGAAAAGAAAAUAAUCUGCUCCUCAUCUGAAUGAGUGAGCAUAACAAUGAAUGAUAUUUCAUGAACUGUACCAGUUCAAAUGCAUGUGCACCUGGUGCUCCUAAUGCUUUUUACUCCUGUUGGUCUUUAGACAACGUGAUCAGUAAUAUGCUUUCUCUUUAAUCGUUUGCUGGUUUUUAUUGUUGUUAUUUUGUUUUUUAAAAAAAAAAAUUUCACUGAAAAAACAGCCCUACUUCUGUAAAUAUAGUUUAAUUUGGAGGAGACAGCACACUUCUGGAUGUUACUGCUGGACAGUUAUUUAUUAAAAGGGGCUUAAGGUGAAUAAAUACAGGUGGCUCAGGAUACAUGCAUGCAAGUGUGAUAAUGCAGUAUAGCAUUUUCAGUUCUCGGUAGUUUCGGGAAAGGGGAAUUUUAGGGUCAUCCUAGUAUGUUUAGAAGUUUGUUACUGAUCUGAUACUUUUGAUACUGCAAUAGAUUCCUAACAUUUAACACUGCUUGAAGAGAUGUGUAGGUUAUGAUAGAUUUUUCAUUUUGGGGGGAGGGGAUAGUGAAGGAGAAAGGUUUUUGUUUUUAAGGGAAAAACAAUGUACUGUACUAAAUUCUUUUAAAAAAAAAAAGUGUGUUUUCAGAAACAGUGGGGAUGGGGGCUGACAGACAGCCAGGGAACAGAGACGAGGGACAGAGAAACCAGUUUGAUUUUUGAUGGACAAAGAAGUUUUAAAUGGGGGUGUGGGGGGUUGUUAUUGAUACAUGUGGUACCAAUUUCUGUAACUGACAUGCUGCUUCCAUGUUAUAAUCAUAUAACCUUUAUGCAUUUUACGCGCCUGCUCCAUUUUUCUGAGAAAACCUCGCAAAUGUAAUGCCUGCAUGCAAAUGUGGGAGAUGUAGCCAACGUCUUGUAAUCCAACAUAAUGUAGUCGUAAUGGAUUCAAAAUCAACAAUAAAAGUGCU